Gymnodraco acuticeps is the source of this 1447-nucleotide messenger RNA. RefSeq names its product protocadherin beta-15-like. Gene Ontology annotation, molecular function: calcium ion binding. Gene Ontology annotation, cellular component: plasma membrane. The record is from RefSeq and is a predicted model, not a curated record. NCBI's taxonomy places the organism in Eukaryota, Metazoa, Chordata, Actinopteri, Perciformes, Bathydraconidae. Gene Ontology annotation, biological process: homophilic cell-cell adhesion. Bases 29 to 1315 code for a protein of 428 amino acids. The transcript has a single exon.
UUUCUUCAAUCUGUGGAAUUUAUAGUCGAUGAUGGAUUCCAACGUAAUCUCGUUUCAAACGUGCGGUUUCUUCGUAGUGGUUUAUUUCAUGCAUGCUGCGUAUGGAGACUUGAGCUACUCUUUUCCAGAGGAAAUGAAACGAGGAUCAGUUAUUGGAAAUAUGGCCAAGGAUCUCGGGCUGGAAAGGAGCGCGCUCUCUAACAGAAGAGCCCGAAUUGACAGCGAUGGGACUGAUGAACGUUACUGUGACAUAAACCUGAAUAACGGAGAGUUGAUUGUUGCCGACAGGAUUGACCGAGAGGGGCUUUGUGGAGAAAAGGCUUCGUGCAUCCUAAAACACGAGCUGGUGCUGGAGAAUCCCCUCGAGCUCCAUCGGAUUAGUCUUCACAUUCAGGAUAUUAAUGAUAACUCGCCACAAUUUAAGGAAGAACUUAUAAAUAUAGAAAUGCACGAAUUGGCAGGUAAGGGAGCUCGUUUUGUGCUCGAGGAGGCGCACGAUGCGGAUGUAGGACAAAAUUCAGUUCAGCAGUACAGCCUCAAAAAUAAUGAUAAUUUCAUUUUGGCUGUUGAUGGAAACUCAAUAGAGCUUGUUCUUGAAAAGGAGCUUGAUCGUGAAAAUCAGCAAGAGAUCAAUUUGCUCCUCACAGCUUUAGAUGGAGGCUCUCCUCAGAGAUCAGCUACUGUAGUCAUACACGUCACUGUGCUGGAUGCUAAUGAUAACGCCCCAGUGUUUAGCCAGGCCGUCUAUAAAGCCAGUUUGCCUGAAAACUCUCCUGUAGACACUUUAGUUGUCACAGUGAGUGCUACUGAUGCAGACGAGGGAGUCAACGGAGAUGUGACGUAUGAAUUUGGACACGUGACUGAAGAUUUCAAGAAGAUAUUUAGUAUUGAUAGAAAAGUUGGUGUGAUACGAGUAAUUGGUCCUGUUGAUUAUGAAACUAUCAAAUCAUUUGAAAUACGAGUUAAAGCAAAAGAUGGUUUAGGGCUGUCAUCUUAUACCAAGGUUAUCAUUUAUAUCACUGAUGUGAAUGAUAACGCCCCUGUUAUCAGUUUAAAAUCCCUGACUAACCCCAUAACUGAGAACGUGUCACCUGGUGCAGAGGUGGGCAUCAUUAACGUGCAGGAUAGAGACUCUGAGAAUAACAGACAGGUCCGCUGCUCCAUUCAGCAAAACGUCCCUUUUAAGUUGGUUCCUUCUAUUAAAAACUAUUAUUCUCUGGUGACCACAGGACAACUGGACCGUGAACUAGUGUCUGAUUACAACAUAACAAUCACUGCCACUGACGAGGGCUCUCCCCCCUCUGUCCUCCUCUAAAACUGUUCAGUUAUCUGUAGCAGACAUCAACGACAACCCACCUGUGUUUGAGGAGCAGUCAUACAGCGCACAUGUGACUGAAAACAACAAACCUGGCUCCACUUUAUGUUCCGUUACUGCUCGAGACCCCGA